UACGGUAGCUUUCGGAAGCAUCAUCCCGGGGGAAUAAAAGCAUACAGCGAGGUGUGGAUUGAGGUGUGAAUAGGUGAUAAGGCCGCGUCCGCGCCCGCCCGUAAGUGACGCCGUGCGUUUCAGUGCGUGUCCGUGUGCGUCCAGCUGCUUGAGCACGUGUAAGAACGCAAGGAUUCCCCCCGCUUUUCUCGAUCCCCGGACGCGACACCGGACCGGUGGUACCGUGACACGUGUUGACGGACUGACUGAGGGCCACGUUCGGCACGCCUAACGGCACUAACUCUAACCGAACCGCCACAAGCCACAAGUGGUUGACAAGUUUUGUGGCGUUUAUUCUGGCUGCAUCUUGGUGUUCGACGACGGUGUUGAGCUGUGAGAUAUAGUAUUCGAUCGCACGAUUCCCACCUUGGUGCAGGUGCCAACGUGAAGCAAGCAAACAAAACAAACAAAGCAACCGUAAAGGAAUUGCGUGCGCCCGUGUGUGUGUGUGUGUUAGUGUGUGUUUGGGUGUGUUUCGCGCGGUCUGAGCCACAGUGAAUGAACCAAGAUGCAUAGGUGCACGGUGGGAAGACUGUUGAUCUGGCUGGUGAUCGCGUUCCUCGCGGCGGCCCACGGGGCCAGCAACUAUCUCUACGACUCCGACGAACGCUACCCGCCAUCGGCCACGAACGUGCUGGAAGAUUCAGAAGCCGAUGAUGGAACGGACCGUUUGAGCCUAGCGGAUGAUGGAUAUCUGGAAAGCUUUCUACAACCCGGCGCCUCGAAACGAUCAUCGCUCAUCCAGGUCUACCGGAGGGGAUGUAUCCCGCGUGGGGGUAACUGUGACCAUCGGCUGAACGAUUGCUGCCACAAAAGCUCCUGCCGGUGCAACCUGUGGGGCUCCAACUGUCGCUGUCAACGGAUGGGUCUUUUCCAGAAGUGGGGAUGAAGGAGUUUCAUCAGUAAACUGUCCUUUCUUUAUCUCGGUUAAUUGAGUUUUAUCUUUUUAAUUACCGGUCAUGAUACCCUAUCGUGGCGUUUACCUUUCCAAUAUACACACACACUAUUCCGUUUUCCCAUUUUCCAAUUUCCAUACCACUUCAUGGUCCCUCUUUAACCUCGCCCCUACUCUACGGGCGCCACUACGAAUAAAUGACUAAAUGGAUACGAAAAUCAGGACCACGCACACGAUUGUAAACUAUGUAAAAACCAAGCGGCAAGAAAAUGUAACACGAACCGCCCUCCGCCCCCCCCUUUUUCCAGCGGCCAAACGGCCUGAAGGGCGCCUGUUGCUGUGCCAAUGCUCGACCGUUCGCAGGAACGUUGUUUGCGGUCAAAGAAGGAACAAAAGCCCCAAAAAAAGAAACAAAAAAAGAUGCAAACAAACAAACAAACAGACAAACAAUUACUGGACCUAGCUGCUCUGAAUGGUGAAUUAAGAGAUUUUUAUAUAAUGAACAAAUUAUUAACAAAGAAAAAAAAACAACAACAACAAGCCAGAAACCAAUGGACACUUCUUACCCGUAUGCCGUAUAUUUACACACAUAAUAUGAAUGCAUCCAACACAUCUAGUGCAUGACCAUGACGUACCAUACUCUCAAAACCACCCACAUACACACGCACACACACACACACACACCUUCUCACAUUGUGGCGGAUGGCUCGUGGCUUUGGAACGGUCCUUGGAUGUUAAGGGGAGCGGCUUUCGAUGGAGAAAAACAAGAAAAAGAUGAAGAAGUGUGGCCACUACUACUAGGCGCAACUGGUUCAACUGUUGUAACGCUUUACGUUUUUUUCCCCCGGCCCAUAUCCCCCGCUAGGGUAUGCCGCCCAUCCCCUUGUGUGGCGCCCCACAAUUCUAAUCUUCUUCCUUUCGAUGGAGACCUGGUGAUGGGUGAGACUGGUGCACGGAUCUAAGGGAGGGAGCAGAGCAGACAUUAUCACAGCAAGAGUUUAUCCCACUUAUUAACGAGGAAGUAUAGGACGCUAUUAGCAAGCGCAAGCUGCAACACUUAUCGCUGUAUUUCUUAAACAAAGUUGUAGUUUUUAAGUAACCCAACUGCUGCGGAUCUCGAAUCCAGCGCAAGAGAGAGAGAGAGAGAGAGAGAGAGAGAGCGAGAGAGGAAGAAAAAGAGAAGGGCAAUUUGGGACUCCUUCGUGAGGCAGCUCGAGAGUGAGUGGUGGGGAUGGAGGAAAGAGGCCUAGUGUUCUCUUUGGUGUGUAUUAUAUUCCAUGUUUCAGGUUUUUGUUUUUUUUUCA
This is a messenger RNA of Anopheles darlingi, 2238 nucleotides long. RefSeq lists its product as uncharacterized. The coding region runs from base 548 to 928 and encodes 126 amino acids. Gene Ontology annotation, cellular component: extracellular region. The record is from RefSeq and is a predicted model, not a curated record. Lineage: Eukaryota; Metazoa; Arthropoda; Insecta; Diptera; Culicidae. Gene Ontology annotation, molecular function: ion channel inhibitor activity. The transcript has 3 exons.